Pteronotus mesoamericanus is the source of this 2402-nucleotide messenger RNA. RefSeq names its product SANT and BTB domain regulator of CSR (gene SANBR). The transcript has 21 exons. NCBI's taxonomy places the organism in Eukaryota, Metazoa, Chordata, Mammalia, Chiroptera, Mormoopidae. The coding region runs from base 154 to 2307 and encodes 717 amino acids. The record is from RefSeq and is a predicted model, not a curated record.
GCCAGGGCGGCGCGUGAGGGCUCGAAGUGAAGGCGGCUUGUGGGGCUGCGAGCCGGGUCGCGGGAGCUUCAUGGCCGGAGCGCGGGCGAAGGCGGCCGCCGCAAGUGACAGAGGUGCAGCGAGGGCCGCCGCGGCCCUGUGGAGUUCCAAAAGAUGAGUCGUGGAUAUUCAGAAAACAACAAUUUCCUGAACAAUAACAACCAAAUGGUGUUGGACAUGAUCCUUUAUCCAUUAAUUGGAAUCCAUCAGACCAUUAACUGGGAAACUGUGGCAAGGCUUGUGCCUGGGUUAACACCCAAGGAGUGUGCAAAAAGGUUUGAGGAACUGAAGAGCAGUGGAAGCUCACCUGUUGACAACCAAUAUAGUCUCCUAAUGGCUGGAGAGAGUCCUGUUGAAACUCUAGCCACAUAUAUCAAAUCCUCACUUCUUGACACACAGGGAGAAUAUCAGGGGACUUCAGCUGGUCAGGAUGCAGUUUCCAAAACAGGAAGACAUAGUAUAGCUUCCACAAGGAAUUGUUCUUCAGAAAGUGAAAAUUGUACUACUCGUAAUGGUGGAGAAAAGACUGAAGAAUCUGAAGGGCCAAACAUGGUGAUCCAUGUAUGUGAUGAAGCAAAAAACUUGAAAGAAGAUUUUAUUUGCCCACGAGAUCUUUUGAUAUCAGAAAUGAAGUACUUUGCUGAAUAUUUAUCUAUGGAUGCCCAGCGCUGGGAAGAGGUGGACAUUUCAGUUCAUUGUGAUGUUCAGAUUUUCAACUGGUUGAUAAAAUAUGUUAAAAGGAACACUAAGGAGAAUAAAGAUUGUGAGAUGCCCACUUUAGAGCCAGGAAAUGCCAUUUCAAUUCUUAUUUCUUCAGAGUUUUUGAAAAUGGAUUCAUUGGUUGAACAGUGUAUUCAGUAUUGCCACAAAAAUAUGAAUGCCAUAGUAGCUACCCCAUGCAACAUGAAUUGUAUUAAUGCAAAUCUUCUUACACGUAUAGCUGAUCUGUUCACACACAAUGAAGUUGAUGAUUUAAAGGACAAGAAAGAUAAGUUUAGGAGUAAACUGUUUUGUAAGAAGAUUGAGAGACUAUUUGAUCCUGAGUACUUAAAUCCAGAUUCUCGGAAUAAUGCAGCAACAUUAUACAGAUGCUGUUUGUGUAAGAAACUUUUAACUAAAGAAACAGAGAGGAGAAUUCCUUGCAUUCCUGGAAAAAUCAAUGUGGAUCGACAUGGAAAUAUUGUGUACAUUCACAUAAGAGAUAAGACUUGGGAUGUUCAUGAGUAUUUGAAUAGUCUUUUUGAAGAAUUAAAAUCUUGGAGAGAUGUAUAUUGGCGCUUGUGGGGAACAGUCAACUGGCUAACUUGUUCGACAUGUUGUCAGGUUUUUCUCUGUAUAGAAUUUUCACAUUGUCAAUAUCAUUCAGAAGCAGUGGUUUAUCCUCCUGCAGCAAGUUCACUGAGUACUGCGGGCACUGGAAUUUAUCCCUGCUGCAACCAAAAGGUUCUCCGGUUUGAUCCUACUCAGCUUACAAGGGGUUGUAAAGUGAGAGAUCACAUGGUUGCUCUUUGCGAUCAAGAUGAAGGUGGAGAUUUGCUAUCCUGUCCAACUGCUAGAACACUGGAUGAUCUGCACAAACACCGAGAUGUCAUCGUUGUGCCUUUUUCUAAAGACACCGUUAGUGAUUCUGGAGUUGGUCCCUGUGAUGAGAAGGGUCUGGACUGUGAUGUUUUACUGGAGCCAAGUACACCAUGGGGCUCCAAAAGUGGGGAGCUCAAUGCUUUUUUAUCACUGAAAAACUGGACUCUGCAACUGAAACAACAGUCAUUAUUUUCAGAAGAAGAAGAAUAUACAACUGGAUCUGAAGUCACUGAAGAUGAAGUUGGAGAUGAAGAAGAAGUAUCCAAGAAACAAAGGAAAAAGGAGAAGCCUAAGAAGUUCACUAAACAACCAAAAAAGCAGAUGUCUUCACCCUGUGGUCAGAAGAAAGAAAAGGCAUUGGAGAAGUCAACUUCUAGAGAUGUGUCUCCUUUCAUUGUGAGUAUGCAGAAGAAUAAGUGGGAUGCCUCAAGAUCACUGAGAUUCAACCAGGAUGCCCAAAGAGAAGAUGAUCAGAGGCGGAUGUCUGAAAUUACAGGGCACCUAAUAAAGAUGAGGCUGGGUGAUAUGGAUCGAGUCAAGUCAAAGGAAUCAAAAGAAUUUGCAGGAGGUAUUUAUUCCAGGCUCGAGGCGCAAAUCAAGGCCUCAGUGCCAGUCAGUGCGCGGCAAGGAAGCUCAGAGAAAAACUCGAGGUCUAAAAGCCGCUUUGGUACAGGGCGUCCUGCAUAAAGCACCUUAACAUACAACCAAAAAGGCAGAAGACACGCCUCUGGACAUCCAAAAUUGCUCACCUCUUGAAGAUCUUCAGAACAAUGACUUCUAAA